AUGUCAAACAGAGAUAACGAAACCUCCCCCUUGUUGGGAAGGUCCGUUCGGAACAAUUCGCUUUCCCUUGACCUGUAUGACUCGAUUCCUCCCAUUAAUGAUCCGAAUACCCUGUUAAAUAUCAAAGAAGAUAAGUCCAACGACUCACCUGCGGAGAGCGGUAAGCUGGGCACUCUCGGUGGUGUCUUUCUGCCGACUGCCCUGAAUGUCCUAUCCAUUCUGAUGUUUUUAAGAUUUGGGUUUAUAGUGGGACAAAUGGGAAUUCUGGGGGCUCUCCUGCUAUUGGUGAUGAGUUAUGUCAUAGAUCUCUUGACCACUUUGUCUAUUUCUGCUAUUGCUACAAAUGGCACUGUCAAAGGUGGGGGUGCAUACUACAUGAUAAGCCGCAGUCUGGGAGUUGAGUUUGGCGGAGCCAUUGGCGUAAUUUUUUAUAUAGGGCAGGUUUUGAACUCUGCUCUUAAUGUUGCUGGUUUCAUUGAGCCUUUGAUGAUCAAUUUCAACGAGGUUGGUGGGUUAUUUGCACAUGUGUUGCCGGUUGGGUAUUGGUGGCAGUUCUCUUAUUGCACUGUCUUUUUGUUUCUUUGCACUUCUGUUUCUCUUGUUGGUGCUGGUCCUGUUGCUAAGGCAGGUUCUUUUCUGUUUGCUAUACUUUUUAUUGCGACGAUAUCGGUUCCGAUUUCGACGUUAUUUGUGCAGCCGUUUGCUAUACCUGAGCUAGACUCGUUCUACUCGGGCCCAUCCUGGGAGACCUUUAGAGGGAAUCUUAUGCCGCAUUUCACUAAGGGAGCUGCUGGGUCGCAGAUAAUGGGAAGGGAGACAUUCAAUGACUUGUUUGGGAUUUUCUUUCCAGCUACAGCAGGUAUCUUUGCCGGUGCUUCCAUGAGUGGUGAUCUUUCAAGACCUUCCAAGUCUAUUCCCAAGGGAACAUUGUGGGGGCUUCUUCUCACAUUUGUGUGCUAUGCCCUUGUCAUAAUCUCAAUGGGAGUUUCUAUUCCUAGAGACUUGCUCCACAAAGAUGUUCAGGUCAUUCAAUCGGUCAACUUAUCCAGUUUGCUGGUGGUGUUGGGUGAAUUGUCGACAUCACUGUUCUCGGUUAUUGUUGGAAUUGUUGGGGCAGCCAAAGUUCUUCAAGCCAUUGCGAGAGACGGUAUUCUUCCAGGUCUAGGAGUGUUCGCCAAAGGAACCAAGAUCAACGAUGAUCCUAUCGCGGCCAUCCUUUUCACAUGGCUGUUGACUCAGGUAUUCCUUUUUGCCGAUAUAAACCAGAUCGCCACGUUUAUCACGAUGUCAUUUCUCAUGACUUUCAUCGUGACCAAUAUGGCCUGUUUCCUGUUGAAGGUAGGAUCUGCUCCCAACUUCAGACCCAGCUUCAAAUACUUUAACACCUAUACUGCGCUUAUGGGAUUUGUGGCCUCUGUAGCCGCAAUGUUUGUGGUUGAUGGUCUUUCUGCGACGCUGGUGGUGAUCUUCCUCAUGUUCUUAAUUUUAGCUAUCCAUUAUGUGUCUCCUCCCAAACAAUGGGGAGAUGUCUCCCAGUCGCUUAUCUACCACCAGGUGAGGAAAUACUUGCUCAAGCUCAAACAGGACAACGUCAAGUACUGGAGACCACAGGUUUUGCUUUUGGUAGAUGACCCAAGAACCAGCUGGAGACUCAUGAGCUUCUGCAACCAUUUGAAAAAGGGCGGUCUUUACGUAAUUGGACAUGUGAUGGUGUGCAAAAACUUUCAGGAAAGAGUUGGAGAGCUUGCGAAGCAGAGACAGGAAUGGACCAAACUUCGUGAUAUCAGCGAUAUCAAAGCGUUUAUUCAAAUUUCUAUUGCUCCCACGCUUUCGUGGGGUGUUCGGAAUGUGUUCCUGGGUAGUGGUCUGGGAGGUAUGCGUCCCAACAUCACCGUCCUGGGGUUCUAUGAUCUCAGCUCAUACUCAUCACCCGAUGAGUUGCCAUUUGCUCGGAAUGGUCACCGAAAUAUUGAGAGUUUAAACCCAGCUUACAACGACCAAGUUACGCUCAACAUGGAGCACCUGCCCACCGAUUCUUGUCAAAAGGAGAAGAAGCUGACGAUCACCGAGUGGGUCCAACUCAUAGAGGAUCUGUUACUUCUCAACAGUAAUGUUGCAGUUGCAAAAGGUUUUCCCAGGUUGGAAAUACCCACAAAGAAGUCGCCUGAACUGAAGGGCCAACCCAAGUACAUUGACCUGUACCCAAUUCAGAUGAGUGCUCAGAUAAUGAACGAGUCUGGCACCAAAAGUGCACUGACGACGAAUUUUGACACAUAUACGCUUAUUCUUCAACUGGGAGCGAUUCUUAACACGGUUCCAGAAUGGAAAAAGACCCACAAUCUGAGAGUGGUUGUGUUUGUGGAGUAUGAAAGCGAUGUGGAGGACGAACGCACACGAGUCGCAGCUUUGCUAGACGUUUUGAGAAUCAAGGCCGAGGUUUUGGUGCUAUGUUUGAACUCAGGGGCCUUUCAAACGUAUAACUAUAUAAGCAAGGGCGAAGAGGUAGAUGAGAGUUUAUCAUCCAGAAUAAACCACGUCCUAGAGAAGGAUGAGUGGUGGAAGUCACUUUCAGAGUUCAGAGAAGACUCCAAGACCUCAAAAUCGAAGUUUCAGUCUUUCCAGUUCAACAGGAUUUCCUCUAAGGCAGUUGACAAGUUUGAGGCCAGCAAUAGAAGGAGAUACACUCUUUCCAACAUGCAGAAGCUCGGGGUUUCUCUCUCCAUGGUGACAAAUAGGAUUCUCAACUCAGAUAUCAAACGAACUAUCGGUGAUAGUUCGGACGACGAAUCUGACUAUAUCACAGACGACAAUGAAUCCACGAUAAGUACCCAUAGCACAGGGAGUUAUGACAGUUCUGCCUUCAUCAAGAAGAAGAACUUCAAGCCGGUGUCGAACAUUUCCUCGGCUACUCACUUGCGUGUGCCUCAUUCUCGUCCUCAUCUUUCACCAAUGCAAUCUUCUGGUUCCAUCAAAAACCAGAUCAAGAGCAAAACAAGUCGUAAACUGCUCAGAUCCAACUUCUCUGCAGAUGCAAUGCCCAAAUCGCAGGUUUUCGAUGAUGCUACUGGGGACCAGCCGUCUAUCAUGUUUGUACCAGAUGUGGAACGUGAGUCCCGCAACAGCAGGGCCUCCAGCGUGAGGAAGAGUGUUGAAGAGGAAGCUGUGAAAAAGAGCACCAAGUUGAGAGAACAUAGCGUCUCCAAAUCGGAUGCUUCUUCUUUGAACGCCGUUGAUGAAGAGGACGAAGAAGAUCUGGUGUUUUCGUUCAACGAGAUAACAUCGAAAGCUCAACACCUGAUUUUGAAUGAUGUUCUCACCCAGGUCUCCUCUGAAAGUGCUGUCAUAUUUUCUACGCUACCAACUCCAGCAAUUGGGACUCACAUUUCCGAACAGGAGAGCCUGGAGUACAUAAAAAACCUGGAUCUAUGGUGUGAAGGGCUGCCUCCAGUGAUGCUCAUCAACUCCAAGACAAUGACAGUGACUACUGCUCUAUAA
This is a messenger RNA of Kuraishia capsulata CBS 1993, 3495 nucleotides long. RefSeq lists its product as uncharacterized. Bases 1 to 3495 code for a protein of 1164 amino acids. Gene Ontology annotation, cellular component: membrane. Gene Ontology annotation, biological process: chloride ion homeostasis; cell volume homeostasis; chloride transmembrane transport. The transcript has a single exon. The record is from RefSeq and is a predicted model, not a curated record. Lineage: Eukaryota; Fungi; Ascomycota; Pichiomycetes; Pichiales; Pichiaceae. Gene Ontology annotation, molecular function: potassium:chloride symporter activity.